Molecule: messenger RNA, 2986 nt
Organism: Scophthalmus maximus (turbot)
Lineage: Eukaryota; Metazoa; Chordata; Actinopteri; Pleuronectiformes; Scophthalmidae
Gene: copg2
Product: COPI coat complex subunit gamma 2
Exons: 24
Coding region: 109-2730 (873 amino acids)
Biological process (GO): intra-Golgi vesicle-mediated transport; intracellular protein transport; endoplasmic reticulum to Golgi vesicle-mediated transport
Cellular component (GO): endoplasmic reticulum-Golgi intermediate compartment; COPI vesicle coat; Golgi membrane
Molecular function (GO): structural molecule activity
Source: RefSeq, a predicted model, not a curated record
CCUUCCAACCGGAAGUGAGUUUUCACUUCGGCUACGUGGAAGUAGCUUCUCCCGUCGCCGAGGCUGAGAGCAUCUCCUGCCCUCAUCCGUGUCUUUCACUCCGGAACAAUGAUUAAGAAGUUCGAUAAGAAGGACGAGGAGUCCGGAAGCGGGUCCAACCCUUUCCAACACCUGGAGAAGAGUGCCGUGUUGCAGGAGGCACGCAUUUUCAACGAGACCCCCAUCAACCCGAGAAGAUGCCUCCACAUCCUCACCAAGAUCAUCUACCUCCUCAACCAGGGUGAGCAUUUCGGGACCACGGAGGCUACCGAGGCCUUCUUUGCGAUGACCAGGCUCUUUCAGUCCAAUGACCAAACCCUGAGGAGGAUGUGCUACCUUACCAUCAAAGAGAUGGCCAACAUCUCGGAGGACGUCAUCAUCGUCACCAGCAGCCUGACCAAGGACAUGACAGGGAAGGAAGACGUGUACCGCGGACCUGCUAUCAGAGCCCUCUGCAGGAUUACAGAUACCACCAUGCUGCAGGCCAUUGAGAGAUACAUGAAGCAGGCAAUUGUUGACAAGGUGCCCAGUGUGUCCAGUUCUGCCCUGGUGUCCUCAUUGCACAUGGUAAAGAUGAGCUACGAUGUGGUGAAGCGCUGGGUGAACGAAGCCCAGGAAGCGGCUUCCAGUGACAAUGUCAUGGUCCAGUAUCACGCGCUGGGCCUGUUGUAUCACCUGAGGAAGAACGACCGCCUCGCCGUCACCAAGAUGCUCAACAAGUUCACCAAGUCCGGUCUCAAGUCUCCCUUUGCCUAUUGCAUGCUCAUCCGGAUCGCCAGCAAGCUGCUGGAUGAGACAGAGGGAGGUCACGACAGCCCCUUGUUUGACUUCAUCGAGAGCUGCCUGAGGAACAAGAAUGAGAUGGUGGUGUACGAGGCCGCUUCUGCCAUUGUCCAUAUGCCCAACUGUACUGCCAGAGAGCUGGCUCCUGCUGUGUCGGUGCUGCAGCUCUUCUGCAGUUCUCCUAAAGCUGCCCUGAGAUAUGCUGCAGUCAGGACCCUCAACAAGGUGGCGAUGAAGCAUCCCUCAGCUGUCACGGCGUGUAAUCUGGACCUGGAAAACCUGAUCACGGACUCGAACCGCAGCAUCGCAACGCUGGCAAUCACCACUCUGCUCAAGACUGGCAGCGAGAGCAGCGUGGACCGACUCAUGAAGCAGAUCUCCUCGUUCGUUUCUGAGAUCUCGGACGAGUUCAAGGUGGUGGUGGUGCAGGCCAUCAGCGCUCUGUGUCAGAAGUAUCCCAGGAAGCACAGCGUCAUGAUGAACUUCCUGUCCAACAUGCUCAGAGAUGAUGGCGGCUUUGACUACAAGCGGGCCAUCGUGGACUGCAUCAUCAGCAUCAUCGAGGAGAACCCCGAGAGCAAAGAGACGGGCCUGGCCCACCUGUGCGAGUUCAUUGAGGACUGCGAGCACACAGUGCUGGCCACCAAGAUCCUGCACCUGCUGGGCAAAGAGGGCCCGCGCACACCACAGCCCUCCAAGUACAUCCGCUUCAUCUUCAACCGCGUGGUGCUGGAGAGCGAGGCCGUUCGCGCAGCUGCCGUCAGUGCUCUGGCUAAAUUCGGAGCUCAGAAUGAUGACCUGCUGCCGAGUGUCCUGGUUCUUAUGCAAAGGUGCAUGAUGGACAGUGAUGAUGAGGUGCGUGACAGAGCUACUUUCUACAUGAAUGUGCUGCAGCAGAAGCAGAAGGCACUGAAUGCUGCCUACAUCUUCAACGGUCUGUCGGUUUCCAUCCCCGGCCUGGAGAAGUCCCUCCACCAGUACACUCUGGAGCCCCUGGAGAAACCUUUCGACAUGAAGACCGUCCCCCUGGCCACCACUCCCAUCUCAGAACAGAAGACAGAUAUCGCCCCUGUCGCUACCAGCAAACUGCCAGAGAGGUUGGCCCCCUCACGCCAGGACAUUUACCAGGAGCAACUGGCGGCCGUCCCGGAGUUCCACGGGCUCGGCCCGCUCUUCAAGUCCUCGGAGCCGGUGCAGCUGACGGAGGCUGAGACGGAAUACGUGGUGCGCUGCAUCAAGCACACCUUCGCCAGGCACAUGGUGUUCCAGUUCGACUGCACAAACACACUUAACGACCAGCUCUUGCAAAAGGUCCUAGUACAGAUGGAGCCGUCGGAAUCCUACGAGGUGAUUCACUACAUCCCAGCCGCCACCCUUCCCUACAGUCAGCCCGGGUCCUCCUACACUCUGGUCCGCCUGCCCGACGACGACCCCACUGCCGUGUCUUGCACGUUCAGCUGCACAAUGAAGUACCUCGUCAAAGACUGCGACCCCAACACGGGAGAGCCUGAUGACGAUGGUUAUGACGACGAAUAUGUGCUGGAGGAUCUGGAGGUGACUGUUGCCGACCACAUCCAGAAGGUUUUGAAACCAAAUUUCGCAGCAGCGUGGGAAGAAGUGGGAGACGAAUUUGAGAAGGAAGAGACCUUCGCCCUGGCGUCUGUACGGACUCUAGACGAGGCGGUGGGUAACAUCAUCAGCUUCCUGGGAAUGCAGCCAUGUGAGCGCUCUGACAAAGUUCCUGAAAACAAGAAUUCGCACGUCCUCUUCCUGGCUGGCGUGUUCCGUGGCGGUCACGACGUGCUGGUCCGUGCCCGCCUGGCGCUGGCCGACGGCGUCACCAUGCAGGUGACGGUUCGCAGCGGAGAAGAGACGGUCGUCGACGUCAUCCUCGCCUCUGUGGGCUGAAGUGCCAACGCAAUCACGAGAGCUUUUUGCGUCUGCACGGCAAACUGUCUGAAAUGUCUUUUUCUUUUCUUUCUUCACAGCUCUAAAAUUAAAGAUAUCAUGCUGUUGUAAUUACUAUGCCGACACCAUCCACACCUGAAUAAAUGUUUUAUUACUUCAAAGACACAAACUUUAAAAGUGUUUCUUCUAUGUUUUGUUUUUACCGUCUGCUCCUGGUUCUGUCAAAUCUACAAUAAAGUCUCGACUGUCAAAAUAA